Trichoderma citrinoviride is the source of this 1530-nucleotide messenger RNA. RefSeq lists its product as hypothetical. Gene Ontology annotation, molecular function: ubiquitin-like modifier activating enzyme activity; tRNA threonylcarbamoyladenosine dehydratase activity. Gene Ontology annotation, cellular component: mitochondrial outer membrane. The transcript is spliced from 2 exons. The record is from RefSeq and is a predicted model, not a curated record. NCBI's taxonomy places the organism in Eukaryota, Fungi, Ascomycota, Sordariomycetes, Hypocreales, Hypocreaceae. The coding region runs from base 1 to 1530 and encodes 509 amino acids. Gene Ontology annotation, biological process: cyclic threonylcarbamoyladenosine biosynthetic process.
AUGCCUUCAUUCUUAACAGACACCAUUUCAAAUCCUCGGAUUCAGCUGUUGGCAACAGCAGCUGCUUCUGGGGCCGCUGUAGCUGGACUCAUCUUCGGCUACCAAGCCUUGGAAAGAGAGGAGCGUCUAUCGGAACUGAAGAGCUCAAUACCGUCUUUCUCAAACGACAAUGGCCGCUCUGGAAGGUUGAACAGUUUUGGGGCCUCAUCAGAAUCAGGACUGGACCCUGAAGAUGCUCGAAACAUUGCCCUGGCUAGGCGUGCGCAAGCUGGCGACUUUGACGAGGAACUUAUCCUAGAGCAACUCGCCCGCAACCAGGUUUUCCUUACUCCCGAGGGUCUACAGAAGCUGCGGGACUCGUUCGUCAUAGUAGUGGGUUGCGGAGGCGUCGGUUCACACUGCACUGCUGCCCUGGCUCGGUCAGGAGUCUCAAAGAUUCGGCUCAUCGAUUUCGACCAGGUGACCCUGAGUUCCCUCAACAGACAUGCUGUUGCUACUCUGGCGGAUGUGGGCACCCCCAAAGUUCAAUGCCUUUACCGACGACUCAUUGCCAUUGCUCCCUGGAUCAAGUUCGACCUUCGACAGGAGAAGUUUGACCAAAACGUUGCUGAAGCGAUGUUGGCGCCCUGGGCAGAGGGUGGCCGCAAGCCAGACUUUAUCAUUGACGCCAUUGACAACAUUGACACAAAGGUGGCCCUGUUGAAGCACUGCUACGAUAACAAGUUGCCUGUGAUUAGCUGUAUGGGGGCGGGAUGCAAGGGAGACCCUACCAAGAUUGUCAUUGGCGAUAUUGGAAUAAGUAAAGACGACGGACUCUCCCGCGCGACUCGACGACGACUAAAGCUUCUGGGAAUUACCAGCGGCAUUCCUGUCGUGUAUUCUACUGAGCAAUCUGGCGAGGGAAAAGCUGAGCUGCUGCCACUCCCCGAAGAAGAGUUCCAGAAGGGAUCUGUGGGUGAUCUCGGAGUUAUGGCCAACUUUCGAGUGCGAAUCCUCCCAGUUCUGGGGACAAUGCCCGCCAUAUUCGGACUCACGGCUGCCAACCACGUCAUCCUCAGGAUCACGGGAUACCCUAUCUCGUACGUCCCGGGCAAGGCGCGGGAGAAGAUGUACGAAGGUAUCCUCACCUAUGUUCAAGGCUCUGAGGACAAGCUCGCCCGAUUGUUCGUGCCGGACACUACCGGACUCAAGACGCCUCUGACGCUUGGGGACGUGGCAUUCCUGACCGAGGAGCUGUAUGGCGGUCGCAGCAUCUUGAGUGGAAUUCCUACAAGGCUUGUCCUGAUUAGGUGGAAGAAGCCGGAGACUUCGAGUAUGACGGUUAUUAACGAGGGUAGCAAGGACGAGCAAAAGUGCUCUACAAUCCGCCUGGGAGAUCUUGUGUGUAUGACGAAGGAAGAGGCCACGAGGCACGAGAAGGAAGUCUUCAAGGCAGGCAAAUCCGUGGAAGAGUUGUAUGAUGCGGAGACUAUACAGCGGGUGGAGGAGCGGAUGAAGGAAGCUGAGAAGUAUGAAUGGUUUCGCAGAUAG